This is a messenger RNA of Phalacrocorax carbo (great cormorant), 1829 nucleotides long. The record is from RefSeq and is a predicted model, not a curated record. Lineage: Eukaryota; Metazoa; Chordata; Aves; Suliformes; Phalacrocoracidae.
GGCCGAGCGGGCGCAAGUGGCGCCGGGAUUCAAAGCGUCGGUUGAGGCGGAAGUGGCGGGCCAGAGGUGCUGCGAUGCCGCCGCCCUCCGAGGAGCGGCUGCGGGGGGCCGGGGAGCAGCCUGGGGGGCGUCAGGCGGGACCCCCGUGGUGCAGCUGGCGGGUGCUGGCCGAGAGGAACCAGAGCGUGGCCGCCGUGGGCGCCUGGGUGGAGAGUGCUCUGGAGCAGCCGCAGGGGAGCCUGGCCUGCGCUUCAGCAUUUCAGGUGGAGGAGGAGCUGAAGGAGCUGCAACGGGAGAAAGCAGCCAGCCUGAGACGAUUCCAGGGAGAGGUGAAGCAGCGGGUGAACCAGCAGGUCAGGAUGCGAAGAAGGCAGCAGCUGCAGAAGUCCUACGAAGCAGCAGAGAGGGAGAGCUGCAUUGCCACGCAGUACUCGGACUCCGCGCUGCGCCUGACCCCCAGGAAGAACACGUGCCUUUUCCGGAGCCACCCCGCACCCGCCAUCUGUGGUCCUGGAGCUCGCGCCGUCCCGGCACAGCGGCAGUGGACGCCGAGCGAGCCGUUCCAGCAGCAAGCCGCCCAGCUUAGCAAAACUGUGAAGCAAGUUCGGCGCAGGCUGGCGUCCUGCAAAACUGUGCCCCAAGGAGCGGGUGCCCCUGAGCUCCCUGGCGGCGUCUGGAAGCGAGAGAAACCAGAGUCUUGCAGGACAGCCACAGUGCCCGCAGAAGAUGAGAGUGAGGAACUGCUGCUAGCAGGACACCACGAUCUGCCGGCUGAACUGCAAGACCAGGGGGUCGCCCCCCAUCGAGCUGAGCAAGAAGAUGACUUCUACAUCAAAAUUGAAUUUGCAAAAUUCUGUGAGGGACCGGUGAAGGACUCAAGCUCACCUGAGCCUCCCCAGAGGCUGCACAGCUAUUACCAGGCUCCCCUCAUGCUCUGGGCCGGUGUAGACCAAGAGGAAACCAAGAAGCAGCGUCAGGAUCAGUACCUGAGAUACAGGCGCCUCUUCAUGAACAUCGAGCGCGAGCAAGUGAAGGAACAGCAGAGGCAGAAAGAGAGGCAGAAGAGAAUCGCCAAGAUUAAGGGCAAGAAGGAGAACGAGCGCCAGGCGGAAGAGCAGAGGAUGCAGGAGGCAGCUGAGCAGCAAGAACCCUCCCUGGGAGAGGGCACCUGUGAAACCCUGGCCCAGCUUAAACUGCAGGAGAGGAGAGCAGAAAAUAUUAAGGAAAAACAGCAGCGAAAUAAGGAGUACAUGAGGUACAUCGAAGCUCUAAGAGCCCAGAUGAGGGAGAAGAUAAAACUGUAUAACAUCGACUUGCCCCCGCUGUGCUCCUGUGGGUCCGAUUUCUGGGAUUCCCACCCGGAUACCUGCGCCAACAACUGCAUCUUCUACAAAAACCACAAAGCCUACAGCCACGCUCUGCAGUCGGUCAUCUUGUCCUGCGACCCCGCAGGCAGGAGCUCCUCGGCGAGGCUGCCGCUCCGGGACCUGGCCGCGCUCUGUGCUCGCUGGGGGAAGCAUCUGUGACGAUGGCAGCCGCGUCCCCCGUCCCCACCUUGUAUUUUGGCAACUGUUGUAAGUAAAGAGCGGGGCUGGGCCCUGUCCUGCGGGUCCCUCUGCUCCGUCCCGCAGGACGGCACCUUCCCUCUCCUACUCCUCGUGCUCGGGUUUAAGCUGCACCUCUCCCUUUUUGCUCCGUGUGCGUGCUCGGCUGGACCAGGAGCACGGGGCCAUGAUGGGUGCGAAGGAGCCCAGCGCUCUGCGGGGCUGGCUUAUAGGCAGGCACUGGAAUUUUAGCAUUCAGCUGCGGAAUAAACUGUUUUUAAGGUU